Molecule: messenger RNA, 1142 nt
Organism: Psylliodes chrysocephalus
Lineage: Eukaryota; Metazoa; Arthropoda; Insecta; Coleoptera; Chrysomelidae
Source: the annotation of a GenBank genome assembly
UUAGUGUUGAAUGUUCUUUUCGAGUGAAUACAUGUAUUUAUUGCUAGCGUCUACUAUUACAGUUUGUAGCCAUUAUUAUUUUUUAAAAAAUGUCACAUUUGUGCUAUAUUUGCAAUAAACUUUUGACGGAAGGAGAAACUGUUACAGUUAUUUGUGAAAUGAAAACUUUGAUCAAUGCAAGUAUCAAAAGAGGUGAUGAGUUUGUUGAUUAUCUGAGAAGUGAAACGUCUGUAACAAUUCACGUGGAUUGCCGAAAAUCAUACACCCGGAAAAGUUCAAUUGCUGCUAUCAAAAGACAACAUGAGGAUGGACAAGCUAGUACAUCAAAAUCAUUAGAAAAAUUGCUUGACCAUGCUUACGCGAGGGCAGUUCGAGCUCACACAUUACUUCAGCUCACUUUAGCAAUAUUAAUAUCUAAAGAACUAGUUCUUGAUGACGUGAUGGAUGCAAAUCUUAUUAUUACUGUUGAAAAUAUUAUAAAUAACACUCUUUCAUACUAUGAUAUUGUAGAAGAUGACGAAACAGCUGGACAAUUACUUCAUCGGUUCAAUCAGAAACUAAAGGAAUAUCAAAAACGAGGACCUACAGCACAAUUGAGGAUAUAUUUUCGGAUGGUGUCCAUUGCAAAGGGUGAUUGGCAAGCUCAUUUGAACAGCGUUAAAGAAAUGCUUCCUUAUUUCCAUGCAUCAGGGCAUUUACCUUAUGCUAAGUCAGCACACUUGUAUUUGCAAGAUAUGCUUCAAUUAGGGGAGGUUAUUGAUUCUAGUGUUUAUCAAAGAUUCACAGAAGGAUUUUUUACAGUUCGAUGUUCUGAUAAAUUAAGUUGUGGAACUUCGAUGGACAUGAUAAUCUAUGAUGAAAUCGAUGAAGACAGAUGGAUGUAUUUCACGGGGCAGAAGCGCGAAAGAAAGUAUGAUUAUCACUCAGAAUCAGAACAAGACGACCCAUAUCAUACCGAAGAAGAUGAAGAAUUUCUUCCAAGAAGUAGCUCAUUACAUGAAAACUCAUCGGAAAACUCAGAACAAUCGAAAACUGAAAUUCAGUCUAUUCAAAAUAUUUAUGUUACACCCAAAAGAACAAGGAAAAGACACAUAUGCGAUCCUGAAUGGAAAAUAAAUAAAAAGACGAAGCUUAGAAUUUAG